This is a messenger RNA of Fusarium keratoplasticum, 132 nucleotides long. RefSeq lists its product as uncharacterized. Lineage: Eukaryota; Fungi; Ascomycota; Sordariomycetes; Hypocreales; Nectriaceae. The transcript is spliced from 2 exons. Bases 1 to 132 code for a protein of 43 amino acids. The record is from RefSeq and is a predicted model, not a curated record.
AUGUCGUUCCGAAGGAGUGUUUUGGCCCAGAUGAUCAUCUGUGGUAUCAUUGCACUGCUGGGUCCUGGGUUAUGGAACGCGAACAACUCGCUGGGCGCAGGUGGUGCACUUGAGCCGUAUCUAGUAUGUUAA